Messenger RNA from Strongylocentrotus purpuratus (purple sea urchin), 720 nucleotides. RefSeq names its product probable G-protein coupled receptor No9. The record is from RefSeq and is a predicted model, not a curated record. Lineage: Eukaryota; Metazoa; Echinodermata; Echinoidea; Camarodonta; Strongylocentrotidae. Bases 1 to 720 code for a protein of 239 amino acids. Gene Ontology annotation, cellular component: membrane. The transcript is spliced from 4 exons. Gene Ontology annotation, biological process: adenylate cyclase-activating adrenergic receptor signaling pathway. Gene Ontology annotation, molecular function: G protein-coupled receptor activity; dopamine neurotransmitter receptor activity, coupled via Gi/Go.
AUGACCAUCUCCGAUCUUCUGGUGGGGUUCAUCAUGGCGAUCCGCAAGGGCAACACCUCUCAGACCAAUUUUAACAUCAGUGUUAUUCAAGGGGAGAAUGCUAGCGUCAUUGUAGUUCUUCAAGAGAACGCUACAAAACCAUCAACCUCAAUCCAGUCGGAUCAUAUCACAGUUGACACAGUUGAAGACGUUCGACAGCUUGCGGUGCUAAACGUCCUGAUUCUAAUAGCAUUCCACAUCGAGAAAAAGUUGCGGACGUACACGAACCAGUACAUCCUCAACAUCACCAUCUCCGACCUUCUAGUAGGCCUACUCUUUUCACUAUCAGCUAUGACAGUGGCAAUGAACGCCUUGAUUCUGAGGGCAUUCCACAUCGAAAGAAAAUUGCGCACCUAUUCCAACCAGUACAUCCUCAACAUCACCAUCUCUGAUCUUCUAGUAGGGAUCAUAAUGGCGAUCCGUAGCACCGUCAAUUUAUUCCGGAAAUGGAUUUUUGGGGACAUCGUCGGGCAUUUCUUUCUUGGUAUUCAAAAUUCAGUGAUUGGUGUGUCCGUACUUGGUAUCAUCGCGAUUGCUUCGGACCGUUACGUGGCAACCUCCUACCCGAUCCUGCAUUUUCAACGGAAGAAGAAAAGAAUAGCGCACCUUGUCAAUGGUCUCACUUGGGUGGUUGCUUUGUCCUUCUGGAUUCCUAUCACUACGAUCUGGAACCUGGUGUAA